AUGAGAGGUGUAAUACUGUUCGUGCACCCGCUUGGCACUGGUGAAGCGGCCAAAAUCUACGGCCACGGGUGUCACGUUUUGAUUGAGGCGGCCGAACAUCAGGGGAAAUAUGCCGCAUUGAACAUACCACUGCCGAACACGGCACAAGAUAUGACACCGCCGGCGCAGAAGAGAGCCAAGACAAUAACCCAACAAGAAACACCCCAAUUCACUUUCACUAACAACGCGUAG
This is a messenger RNA of Anisakis simplex (herring worm), 231 nucleotides long. Lineage: Eukaryota; Metazoa; Nematoda; Chromadorea; Rhabditida; Anisakidae. The record is from the annotation of a GenBank genome assembly.